AUGACCCUCGCAGUCAUGUCCUCAUCCGCCAGCGCCACCAUGCAGCUCGCAGCAUCGGCAACGGCGGCGGCAGCUGAUCCCAUGGCAUGGUCGACCGGCCGCUGGCUCUCGCUGUCCAGCCUCGACCUGCUCCUGCUGCCCCCGCUCCUCGUCCUCUGCCUCUUCCUCACCUUGCCUGCCUUACUCUCCCUCUUCGCAGCCAGGCCCACAAAAGGCAGCACUCGCUUCUCGCCCGCGCCCUCGGCCUUUGUGGUGCCCGCCUUCACCCGCCACGCCCGCUUCCUGCCCCGCGAAUCGGCUCACCGCUUCAAGUACAACACCCUCUACCUCGCCGUCCGCCUCGACAGCCUCGAGAGCCACGCGAUCGACACCGGCCACGCCUUCGCUUGGAAGGGCUCCCACUUUGAUCCAGAAUGGCAGGACGAGUCGCGCCUGGCCGCGGCCAAACUCGUCCGAAGCGGCAGCCGCAGCAUCAGCGGAGCCUCGGACACCGCCCCGGCUCCCAAUAACGCCAUCACCUCCAUCGACGAGGAGGACGAGGAUCUCGUCGAGCCUCCGCGGGCCGAGAAGCCCAGCCUGGAAGAGUGGAAGGCCAGCAUGCGGCGCUCGGAGCGAAAGGAGCGGAGGAGCAAGGAGGAAAAGCGCCGAAAGGUCGACGCCACCACCUGGGCCAUCACGGCGCUCCACCCGGAAUCCUACCUCCGCAACGACUUCGACACAAAGCCCAGCGUCGAUGCCGUCGGCAAUGCUCUCGACAAAGAGGCCGCGCUGAGCUCGGCCCGCAAGGCGCAGUGGCUCCAGGGCUCGAUCCUGCUCAAGCUCGCCUACGAGCUGCGGGAGCGCGGCUACCUCCGGCACGGCCCGCAGGACGAAACCGGGCUGGCGGGUACAGAGGCCAAGUGGUCCCAGGAGUUGGGCCAGGUCUGGACGGUGACGAUGCCGGCCGUGUUCGGCAUCAAGGGCAUCAACCCGCUCACUGUGCACUACUGCUACCGGCCGGUCAAUGCGCUUGCGGCUGGCGUCACUCCGCCAUCGAACAAGGGCGACGGCCCCCAUCACGGCGAUGGAGCGCUGGGCGACUUUUGGCUGGUGGUUCUCGAGGUACACAACACCUUCAACGAGCGUCACGUUUACAUCCUCGAGGCGGGCGUAGGCGAGGACAAGCCACGGCAGUCGGACGCUGGCUCCAUCAGCGACAGCACCGAUGAGGGCGGUCGACGCAGGGGCUACGACCAUCAGUGGACGUUCCCGCGCUCCUUCCACGUUUCGCCCUUCAACGAUCGCGGCGGCUACUACCGGCUCUUCCUGAGGGAUCCCUUCCCUGGGCGCACGACGGCCGAACCAUUCGUUCUGGGCAUCCGCCUCCUGCUGCUCAUCGAAGGCGGGAGCGAGGGCCAGGUCGAAGGCAACACGACACCCGCCAGCGCCUCCGUCACUGGCGGCCAGCACGCGCCGCCCCUUCUCCUCGAAAAGAAGCUCAUGGCCUCGCUCGACUCCUACCCAGCCACGCACGACCGGCGCGUGCUGCCGCUGACGGCGCUGCACCUCUACAUGGCACUGCUGCGCCAGCCGUUCGACCUUUUCCUCACGUUUGCCCGCAUCCUCUUCGAAGCGGGCAAGCUGCACUUCGCCAAGAAGCUCGACGCAUUCGGAAGGCCGGACAUGGUGCAGACGUGGGAAGGCCAGGACGCGGUAGGCGCCCCGCAGCAGCAUCAGCGCCAGCAUCAGUGGGACGGACAGGGCAUCCCGCCUCCCCUGAACCGGAUCCAGCCGCAUCGCAAGCUGGAGCAAGCAUCCAACGAAGCCGCCAAGCCCGCCGGCGGGCUCCUCUACCCGGCUCAGGCAGCUGGCGAGACGGCCGCCAAGCGGUACCUCGAGCGAUUUGCACAGAGGCGCGUCGAAGAGCUUGGCCGUGGUCGAGACGGCGCAGCGUGGUCCUUCAAGGUGGUCAGUACCGACCCAGCCGAUGACGGCAUCAGCGUCGCUGCGCCCGACGUCGCAACGGACCACGCCGACAGUGGGACGACCACACGAGAGCUGGUCCUCUACACCCGAUCCGGGAGCGUGUACACCGACCUGCUGCUCUUUCGAGACGCGCGGGUGGCACGGCUGGUGGGGUCGUUGGUGGGCAGGCGCUGGGGGGUCAAUGACGUCGCGCUCUUUGAGACAUUCUUCGGACGCGACAAGCUCCACCGCGCAGGCACGGGCAAGACCGCAAGGUGGAUCGAACGGGUGCAGAGGAGGCAUCUGCGCUGGUCCCUCGACUGCGCCAUCGCUGCCGAUCCAUCGAUCGGGGUCAGCGUGCAAGAGGCGGAAGGGGGUCUCUAUGCCGCCCUCGACUCGUCGGAGCACACUUCGGCCGACACUGCCGCGCUUUGCGCCUCCGCCUUGGACCUCGAUGCGGCCUCACCGACCUGGUCCGUCUUCACGACGGUGCUGCUGUCGCACCUGGCGGGUGUGGCCGAGGAGAGGGCGUUCCACUACCUGGGCGCGCGGUACGUGCGCGGCACCGAACCGUGGCUCGAGCUGCAGCGCGGUAUUCGCCUCUUGCGCGACGGCGAGUCGGUCAAGGCGUCGUGGGAUCUUGGACUGGGCAGCGUACGGAGGUGA
Messenger RNA from Pseudozyma flocculosa PF-1, 2610 nucleotides. RefSeq lists its product as uncharacterized. Lineage: Eukaryota; Fungi; Basidiomycota; Ustilaginomycetes; Ustilaginales; Ustilaginaceae. The transcript has a single exon. The record is from RefSeq and is a predicted model, not a curated record. Bases 1 to 2610 code for a protein of 869 amino acids.